Molecule: messenger RNA, 2089 nt
Organism: Sphaeramia orbicularis (orbiculate cardinalfish)
Lineage: Eukaryota; Metazoa; Chordata; Actinopteri; Kurtiformes; Apogonidae
Gene: gnl3
Product: G protein nucleolar 3
Exons: 15
Coding region: 127-1770 (547 amino acids)
Cellular component (GO): nucleolus
Molecular function (GO): GTP binding
Source: RefSeq, a predicted model, not a curated record
GAUCGACAGGUGGCGCCAUAUAAAACAGUUUGGACUUCAACAAAAGCGGAAAUGACCAAACAUCAGAGUUGUUCACUACUCCACGUGUGAGAGUUUCAGUCACAUUGGAAAGUUAGCAGCUUCACAAUGAGGAGACCAAAGUUAAAGAAAGCAAGCAAGCGGGUAUCAUGUGCCAAACGCUACAAAAUACAGAAGAAGGUCCGAGAGCAUAACAGAAAACUUAGAAAAGAAGCAAAGAAAAAAGGAGUAAGCAAACGAGUGAAGAAGGAUCCAGGAGUGCCUAGCAGUGCUCCCUUCAAGGAAGAGGUCCUCAGGGAGGCAGAGCAGAGGAGGCUACAGAUUGAAGCAGAAAAAGAAAAAAAGAAACAAGCCAAAAAAGAGGAGCGUGCUCAGAAGAGGAAGAGAGAGAAGGAAGCGGCAAGUAAAGGAACAGAACCUAAGGCCAAGAAAGCUCGACAGAAUGAGAAUGGAAAGCAACAAACUGCACCAGACAGGAAUUCAAAACAUUUCCUUUGCUCUGAAUUAAACAAGGUUAUUGAUGCAUCUGAUGUUGUGAUUGAAGUCCUUGAUGCUCGGGAUCCACUGGGCUGUAGGUGUCCACAGCUGGAGGAGGCGGUGCUGCAGAGGGACGGCAACAAGAAACUGCUUCUGGUUUUAAAUAAAAUAGAUCUGGUACCAAAGGGAAAUGUGGAGAGGUGGAUACAGUGUUUACAGCAGGAGUUUCCAGUUGUGGCAUUCAAAGCAUCAACAUACAUCCAGGACAAAACACUGCAAACAAAGAAAAGCAGGAUCAUGCCUUCCAAUACAGUAUUGGACAAAUCCAGAGGAGCAGCCUGCUUUGGAAACAGCUGUCUUACUGAACUGCUCACAAGUUAUGCUUCCAAAACAGAGAGUGAAGCUUUACUCAAAGUGGGCGUAGUUGGUUUUCCUAAUGUGGGGAAGAGUAGUCUAAUCAACAGUAUGAAGGGAUUCCUUGCCUGUAAUGCUGGUGUCAAGAGAGGCAUAACAAAGUCCAUGCAGGAGGUCCACAUCUUGAACAACGUAAAGCUAAUAGACAGCCCAGGGAUUGUGGCCUCACCCUCUAACCCACCAGCCUCUAUGGCUCUGAGGAGCCUGCAAGUGGAGGAGGGCAAUGAGAGUGUGCUGGAGGCUGUCAGGACUCUGCUCAAACAGUGUGAUAAAACCCAGAUCAUGCUUCAGUAUAACAUCCCAGACUUCAGAAACUCCCUGGAAUUUUUAACAGUUCUUGCUAAAAAGCGUGGCUACUUGCAGAAGGGUGGAGUUCCUAACACAGAGCAGGCGGCCAUGGUUUUUCUAAAUGAAUGGACAGGAGUCAAGCUGAGCUACCACUGCAGGGUCCCAGAGAACCACAGCCUCCCUGCCUACCUGUCUGACAAUGUUGUUGCUGAGAUGCAGAAAGGCUGGGAUUUGACCAAAGUUAAAACAGGCAACGAGGAAACUCUGAAAGGUGUUAAAUUCCCCAGCCAGGCUAGCAGUAUAAGCUUCAUUUCUCAAGGUCCAACUGCAGGCCUGUUGAGGGUCUGUGACAUCUCUGAGGAGCAACCUGAUACUGGAUCCACAGACAAGGAGGAAGACCAGAAUCACAAACCUGAGCACACUGUGGAAGAGUCAGUUACAGUAGAUGAAACCAACGAACCACCACUCAAAAAGAAGCCAGCCCAGGUGCAGUUCCAGUCUGUUCCCAUAGACAUCAGCCUCUCUGCUCCUACGACAGACGAUGCCUAUGACUUCAACACAGACUUUAAGUGACGCUUUCUUCAGUGACAUACAGAACUGAACUUGUGCAACACAUGACAAACCUGAUGGAUACAAGUAUCAUCAGGAUGUGUUGAAACACCUUGUGAUGAAAGGCACUGGUCGAUUUGGAGACUGUCCUGCUAGUUGACUGGUUUCAUGUAUAUUUGUGGCCUUCCUUCACUCUUGGACUCUGAAGAGCAGUAAAACAGUUUCACACAUGAAAUGUACAGUCUGUCCAAAACAGUCUGUUUUAAAUGUCCAGGUGUUAUUUGUGAUCCCUUAUGUUAAUGCAGAAUAAUGUAUAUAGAUUGACUAAACACAUGAAACUCUC